Molecule: messenger RNA, 2130 nt
Organism: Ictidomys tridecemlineatus (thirteen-lined ground squirrel)
Lineage: Eukaryota; Metazoa; Chordata; Mammalia; Rodentia; Sciuridae
Product: lysozyme C
Biological process (GO): defense response to Gram-positive bacterium; defense response to Gram-negative bacterium
Molecular function (GO): lysozyme activity
Source: RefSeq, a predicted model, not a curated record
CUUUUCCUUUACUGCAUUUUAAAGUCAAAUUAUAGGAUAUAUUCAGAUGUAUACCAGAGUAUGUAUUUUGUAAAAUGUUCUGGAUUAAAGAUUUGUUUGUAAAUUAUCCACUGUUUUUCAGUAUAGCUGACAGAUGUGACAAAAUUUUCAUUUCCUUACCAUGAAACCUUGAUGAUCAACAUGGGGAAAGCUGAUAUUGUAGAUCUUUUAGUGAAUUUUAAAAGUACAAAAUAAAGCAACCAAGUUUAAAUAAAAUUAUAUAGAUAUGUAAAUAUCUUACAAUAGUAACAAAAACACACCAAAGUAAAAAAUUGGCUGAAUAAUUUGGCAUCAUGCUAUAUAACUUUGAAGACAACAGGGAUAUGUGUCAUGUCUAUUUAUUGAAAAACAUAUAUAUAAAAGAAUAAUUUUGCAUGGAAAAUAUCAAUAGAAAUAGUGAAAACAGACAAAAGAAUAGAGUAAAAAAAUAAACACAGCUGAUUUAAAGUUGUACAAAGUAGUCAUUGUCUUUUCUUUAAUGUGGUUCAAAUUCAUAGUGAAAUUGAAUUUCCUGUUUUGGAAAUGGUGCUGUUUUCCCAAUUCUUCCUGAGCCAAAACUUUAAACAACAUCAUGACUUUAUUUUCUUGUAGAUUAAUUCUCAGAACAUCAUAAUAUCUCUCUUCAAACAUUAAAAAAAAAAAAAAAACAUUCAAGGGUGGUGAACCAAUAAGUAGUUCCUGCUCUGCACACAGCUCCAAAGGUGUAGUAGGCCCCAACCACUAGAGGAAGAAGGAAGUUCUAAGAUGUUAAAUACUGAGGCCAGCUUCCCUAGGUAAGCUUAGUGGUCUGACUUUCCAGUCAACAUGAAGGCUUUUCUGAUUCUGGGGCUUCUUCUCCUUUCUGUCACAGUCCAGGGCAAGGUCUAUGGAAGGUGUGAGUUGGCCAGAACUCUAAAAAGACUUGGAAUGGAUGGCUACCAUGGAAUCAGCUUGGCAAACUGGGUGUGUCUGGCCGAAUGGGAGAGUAGUUACAACACCAGAGCUACAAACUACAACCCUGGAGACCAAAGUACUGACUAUGGGAUAUUCCAGAUCAAUAGCCACUACUGGUGUAAUGAUGGCAAAACCCCAAGAGCAGUUAAUGCCUGUGGUAUAUCUUGCAAUGUUCUGUUGCAAGAUGACAUCUCUCAAGCCGUAACUUGUGCAAAAAGGGUUGUCCGUGACCCACAAGGCAUUAGAGCAUGGGUGGCAUGGAGAAACCAUUGUCAAAACCGUGACCUCACUCAGUACAUUCAGGGGUGUGGAGUGUAACUGCAAAAUUUUCCUUCCUUCUUCAGUUCAUUUUGUCACUUUGCCACAUUAAGGGACACACUGCCACUAGUGUAAUGUGUCACACUACCAUUGUUUCCCCUUCAAACAAGUAGCAUUUUUACAGAAGCAGGAACAAAAUAUAGCCUUUCUCCUAAGAGCCAUACCUUUCAUAAUUUGUGUUUUACUUAAUAGUAACCCCCCAUUUUCAGCUUACUAAUAAAGCUAAUGGUGGUGAAAACUUACCUACAACCUUGAUUAUCAAAUAAUCUACAGUACAUUCAGUUUUUAUUAUAGAUAUAAUCAAGACUUAAUCUUAAAUGAUACGAGUAUUUCCCAGUAUCAGACAAUAAUACAACAACAGGCUAUCUAAAAACCCAUGGAAUUUAGGCAAAAUCCAAGCUGUAUAGCAUCUAUAUAGUCAUCUCCAAAAAUAGGAAAAAUAACCACUCUUUUGGGCAAUAUAAAAUUCUUAGAGGCGUGGAAAGCCCACCCUUAAAAGUGAAGACUGACUGAAGGAAGAAUGUGUUUGCACAAAGUGUGUGACCUUCUGUUUAAGAAUUUUCAUAAAAAAAGUUCCAUUUAUGCAGCUUUACAAACAGACUCACAAUUUAUAUAUCAAUCUGUUUUAAGCUUUGAAAGAACACUUACCUGCAUCUGACUGAUCAUGAAGCCAUUAAGGAGGGAUUAAAUGGGCUGUUGCUAUUCCCCAAUUUUACUAACUUAAAUUCAUGCAUUUCAUCUAAAUCUGAGACAGAUAAGCUUGCAUUACUAAUUAACCACAGGAGUGAAAUUAUGCAUACUGUAAAAAUACAAAUGUUAUCAUUAAAUGGUUGCAUUGCA